Bombus impatiens (common eastern bumble bee) is the source of this 1866-nucleotide messenger RNA. RefSeq lists its product as uncharacterized. The coding region runs from base 323 to 1300 and encodes 325 amino acids. NCBI's taxonomy places the organism in Eukaryota, Metazoa, Arthropoda, Insecta, Hymenoptera, Apidae. The record is from RefSeq and is a predicted model, not a curated record. The transcript is spliced from 5 exons.
GCGGCGGCUUCAGUCGCUCGCGAACUUCCACCGUGAAAGCUUCUCCCCGUGUGUUCGUCCGCUUCUGAUCAGUGUCUCAGACAUAGAGAAAUCGAGAACGCGCCAACACAGAAAAAAAAGAUUAGAAUUAUCGUGAUCGAGGAUCGUUUAGGUCGUGAAUUUUUAUGAAAAUUUCGUUCGAAUUGACAAAGCAUCAAGUAGAUCUUGAUGAGUGAAUCAAUGUGUAACUUGUGAACGAGGAUGAGGACGACUCUGUUUGCACCGUUUUGCUUGUUCAUCGACGAAUUCGGCGAAUAAAUCAACGACAGAGCAGGUGGAAACCAUGCGGAGGUGUUUGCUUCUGGUUCUUUGUGCCGCAGGCAUAUCAGCAGUAGUGGCACAGCCGUACAAUAACAGUAUCAAUCCAGCAGCCACGAACAGGCUCAGAGUCGGCCGACAAAAUGAAAUCAUAAGGCGGUACAUGUGCCCUAUAGGAUUCUUCCGAUUGAAAAGAUAUUGCUAUUACUUAAGCGGAGGUACGGCACCUUGGAGAGAGGCCUAUUUUCACUGCAAAGAUAGAAACGCUACUCUAGCGAUUCUCGAUAGAAAUGGUAAAGAUCGAAUGCUAAGAAAAUACUUGUCGAGCGAUCAAUUCACGAAAUUAGAGAGAUGGAUCGGUGGAAUAUACAAUUGGCAGCAAAUGGCUUGGGAAUGGGGAGUGACCGGGGAGAAAGUGGUGUUCCAAAAUUUUGGUUUACCUCAAUCUAACCACUCUAAACAACAAUAUGCAUGGCACUGCAUCACGAUCGAUCCCACGUUAAGGUAUAAAUGGAGCCCACGAAGUUGCGUCGAACGAAAACACUACGUGUGCGAAGUACCAGCUGGACGUAUAGUUAGAAGACGUAAAAAAACGAUAGAUCCCUACGCACCGCAAAACCAAAGAUUGAAACCUCGAAAGAAGAGCAAGAAGUACUCGAAAGAACAGAAGAAAUCAAACAGACAGAAUAAGAAACGAAGUGGAUGGAGAAAGAAGCACGCGGAACAAUAUUCAGAUUGGGCACAUGGUGUGAAUGUAGGUUCAAGGCCACCUAGCAUUAAAGGAUUAUAUCCGAGAACAAGAAUGCGACAUCACUCGAACAGGACUCAACUGAAUUACCCACAAGUGGCACAGAUGUUGCCUCAAGGACGAGAAUACAGUGCAUUCGCACCUGAUAUGCCCAGUAACGGUCCACAAAGUCUAACAGCCAUAAACAACAUUUUGCCACAAAUCCCGAGCAAGAUAAACAACCUAGCGAGCGAAGAAGUUAUUUUAAAGCCAUAAACAAAGCGCUAUUUAUUCUAACUCUUUAUUUGGUUGCUUUAAUCAUCGAUCAUUAUUCUUCUAAAAGAUCAUUUUUUAUCUAUGUUUCACACACUUUCUUCCAUUCUGCAUUUUGCUAGAAAUUGAAUUAAUCGAAGCUUUCAUUCAGCCAAAUAAAGAGUUAUAAUUUUCGUUUUGUUUCGUUUCGAAUUUGUGGAUGAUGAAGUUAUUUAGGCGCUACUAAAGUCGAGCAUAGACUGAGAUAUAAUUUAUUCGGCUCAAAACAGUCUCUUCUUAUGUUCCUCUCUUUCUAAAUAGACGUUAGAUUCUUGAAGAUGUACUUGUCUAGUUAAUAACGUUACCUCGAAUCGGUAGAGUAAUAACUUCAAUGUUCGUGUAUCGCGUACGAUGUGUGUUCAGAUUUCAUUUUGUAUUUUUUUAUUUAAUUAAUCUGCAUGAAACGCGGAUCAUCCAUUAGCGAACUAUAUUUGCAAUGUUAGUUUUUGCUUGUCGCUAAGUAUUACGGCAUUCGAAGGCAUUUAUACGAAGAAACAAAUUAUAAGAUGCAAAACUACAAUGAAAUAAAA